Guillardia theta CCMP2712 is the source of this 1011-nucleotide messenger RNA. RefSeq lists its product as hypothetical. Gene Ontology annotation, cellular component: replication fork protection complex. Gene Ontology annotation, molecular function: single-stranded DNA binding; DNA replication origin binding. The record is from RefSeq and is a predicted model, not a curated record. Gene Ontology annotation, biological process: DNA replication initiation. The transcript is spliced from 17 exons. NCBI's taxonomy places the organism in Eukaryota, Cryptophyceae, Pyrenomonadales, Geminigeraceae. The coding region runs from base 1 to 1011 and encodes 336 amino acids.
AUGCACCACGAGAGCCCGACGAUGGGAGGGGCGGAGGAGAAGGAGGAGGAGGAGGAGGUCGGGGACGAGGACGAGGACGAGGACGAGGACGAGGACGAGGACGAGGACGAGGAGGAGACAGAGAUGAGUAUUGAUGUUGGCUGGAAGCAAGGAUUGUGCCUUGCACUGAAUCUGGCGAUUGAUUUGCGAGAGGGCAAGGAAGUUGCCUGUGAGAAGCCUUCAGCGAGCAUGGAGGACGGCAUGGAUGACGAUAUUGCCCUGCUCUCGCAGGUGCAGCAAGACUCGGACGAUGACGUUGACCCCGAGCUGCUGCAAGCGCUGGGAGACUCGGAGGACGAAGAGAAGCCUGCAGCGAGCCAGACCACGGAAACUGCGGAGACGAACAAUGACUUUGCCAAGAAGUUGGACGGCUCGAGGAAAGCAUACCUCUUCAAGAGAUCAGUCGUUUUUGCCAAGAAGUCGACGGCCUUCGACCAGCCGCGAGACAUGCCGGUCAACGACCUCAACGUAGGAGGAGACAACAAUGCUUCGCCAGCGGCUGAGAACAAGGCGGAGAAGGAAGAGGUUUGCAAGUACAGUUCGAUUCGAAUCAAAGAGAGGACGAUUCCAGUUGCUCUUCUUGAUAGCUACCUGCAAGCCAGAACCUUCGUCCGGCUCUCCAACCUGAAGAAAGUCCCGGAGAGCGGCGACUGGGUUACGAUCGCGGUGGUUGUGCAUAGAAGCUCAACGAGGGGCUCGAGCAACGGAGGGAAGUACACGAUAUGGGGGCUGAGCGAUCUGAAAGGAAACUCAAUGAUGUUGAUGCUGUUCGGGGAGGCGUACGAGAAAUUCUGGAAGGAGGGGGAAGGGAUCGUCGUUGCCGUGCUGAACGGGAAGAAGAAGGACGAGCAACCUGAGGCCUCGUCCAAGGGAGCAAGCAAGGACCCGUCCUUCAGCGUUGACUACCCCGGGCAGAUUGUUAUUCUUGGUAAGGCGCGGGAUUACGGCAAGUGCAGAUCCCUGAGAAGGUAG